GGACAACAUGGCGGCGGCGGCGGCGUCGCUGAGGGAGCGGGCCGGAGCCGGAGCCGGAGCCGGGGCUGAGGCCGGGGCCGGGCUGUAGCCGGCGGCGCUGAAGGGGUUCCCCGUGCCGGGCUGGGCCGGGCUGGGCUGGGCUGCCCUGGGCGGCGGCAGCAGCAGCAUGUGUGAGGGCUACGGGCGGGCGUUGCUGCGGGUGGCGGUGGCGCAGAUCUGCCAGGCGCUGGGCUGGGACUCGGUGCAGCUGACGGCCUGCGACAUCCUCACCGACGUGUUGAGCCGAUACAUGGAGCGGCUGGGCCGCGGCUGCCACCGCCACACCGAGCUCUAUGGUCGUACGGAUCCCGUCUUGGAUGAUUUAGGUCAGGCCUUUAAACUAAUGGGAAUCAGCCUUUCAGAGCUGGAAGACUAUAUUCACAACCUUGAGCCCAUCGGGUUUGCACAUCAAAUCCCAGCUUUCCCUGUCAGCAAAAACAACGUGCUCCAGUUCCCACAGCCUGGAGCCAAGAGACUUGGUGAGGAGAAGGAGUAUAUUCCAGAAUACCUGCCACCUCUCAUCUCGUCACAAGAAGAGGAAGAAGAGGAGCAGGUGCCGACUGAUGGAGGCACGUCAGCAGAAGCCAUGCAAGUCCCUCUCGAAGAGGAAGAGGAUGAAAUGGAGGAGGAAGAGGCUGUUAACGAUGAGAACUUUUUGGGAAAAAGACCGUUAGAAAGCCCAGACUCUGCCGAUUUACCGGUUGCAAAGCGAGCCAGAAUAGCGGGGUGUAAAAUAGACAGCCCCGACGGUGUUUUGGAACCCAGGGAACCUUUAAGUAUGAUAAAUUCUCAAAGGGUGCCCCCUGUUUUGUCACCGGUCCCUCCGCCAGAUCAUUCAGACUCACUGCCACUUUCCCCCGAACCUCCCAUGCUUGCACCCAUACCAAAACCGUCGCCACUUUCCACCCCCAAAUCCUCCGACUCAAAAGCAUUCACGUCUAAAGUCAAAUCGAAGAUCUCAUCGUCGUCGAUACAAAAGCCCAAAUCCCCAAAAGCAGUUCAGUUGGCACUCUUGGGAAGUCCCAUCCGAUCUCCGAAAGCUUCUUUGAAAGCGGACAAAAAAUCGCCCAUGCGCACAAAAAGUCCCAAAAGCCCGAAAAGUCCCAAAGUACCACCCAGUGUUUCUCAUUCCGCGGCCAAGAGUGAAACUCCCAGCAGGACGCCCUUGUCUGUUUGCAACUCUGGGCCUGAGAAACUGGGCAAAGAAAACGUUCAGACCAGGCAGUCGCUCUUGUCGAUUGAAGUGGAGAAACCGAAUGUUUCCGACACCUCGCCAAAAAAAUUGCCAGUGCCUGAUAAGAGUAUUGAUGACUCGAUCGACGCCGUCAUCGCCCGCGCUUGCGCUGAGCGGGAACCCGACCCCUUUGAGUUCUCCUCAGGUUCCGAAUCGGAAGGGGAGAUUUUCACCAGCCCCAGGAGACUUACCAUUUCAGAAUCGUCCACCCCACGAAUGUUCUCCCUGUCGAGCAGCUUCAGCAGAGGAAGUGCCACCCCCGUGUCCUCGUCGGCCCCGACAACCAGCACCAAUGUAUCGUGGACGUUGGACGAUUCCAUCAACGAGGUUGUUCGGAAGGCCAGCAUGGGAACGCCGCCCUCCGUCCCCGUGUCCAUCCCUUACCUGUCCUCCCCGUCCGCUUCCCCCCCUACCCCGGAGCCCCUCCUCAAACUCUACGAGGAGCGCACAAAGCACACGUCGACGUCCGACGUGAAGAAAAAGCUGAAGAAAGAAAUUAAGAUGAAGAUCAGGAAGAAGGAGAAGGAGAAGUUGAAGGAUAAGGACAAGGAGAAAAAGGAAAAGAGCAAAGACAAAGAGAAAAACAAGGAGGCCAGCAAGGAGUCCAAGAUUUUGAAAGAGCUCGCAAAAGACCACGAGCUAGAUCCGUUCAAAUUUAGAAUCAAAGAUUUCGAUAGCGACAUUAAGGCAAAACACAAGGAUGGGAACUUCAAAAAGGACAAGGAAAAGCACAAGGAAAAGAAGAAAGAUAAAGAAAAGAGUAAAAAGGACAAGGAGAAGAAUAAGGACAAGGAUAAACACAAAGUUAAGAACCAGUUGACGCCGCUCCCGUUUGUUAUAAAGGAGCCCUUGUUCAGCACCCCGAGCAACGUUCGAAGCCCGUCCGUGCUGCCCGCAGUGCCCCUCCUGGUCCCCGAGAGACUGUUUGAAGAGAAGCCCAAAGAGAAGGAAAAGAAAAAGGACAAAAAGGAGAAGAAGAAAAAGAAGGAGAAGGAGAGGAUGAAGGAAAAGGAGAAAAGAGAGAGGGAAAAGAAGGAGAAGGAGAAAGAGAAAGAGAAGCAUAAACACGAAAAGGCAAAACCGGAACCAAUUAUACCAGCUCCCUCCCCUGUUAUUCCAAGACUUACCCUGAGAGUGGGUGCUGGCCAGGAUAAAAUAGUCAUCAGCAAAGUGGUCCCAGUGACAGAGGCCAAGCCGUCGCCUCCAACGGCCCACCCAAAGACCCCACCACCUCCGUCGCCAGCACCUGCGCCCAUCCACAUCGCCGCGGCUCUCACUCCCGUCCCCCUCCCCCUGUCCACGGCUGUCCCCUCCCCAGCGCCCGCCCUCCCCGCGGCCUCCCCCGCUGCCACUUGCUCCGCAUCAGGAACGUCCAAGACUCCGGUCAGGAGCGUGGUGACUGAAACCGUCAGCACUUAUGUGAUUCGCGAUGAGUGGGGGAAUCAGAUCUGGAUUUGUCCUGGUUGUAACAAGGCUGAUGACGGCAGCCCGAUGAUCGGUUGUGACGACUGUGAUGACUGGUACCACUGGCCCUGCGUUGGAAUCUCGGCGGCCCCUCCAGACGAGGUACAGUGGUUCUGCCCCAAGUGCAUCAACAAGAAGAAGGAGAAAAAACAUAAGCGAAAGAAGUCUCGAGCUCACUAAGAGGGUAACCCUCACAUCCUUUUAUAUCUUGCAGCCGAUUCUUCCCUUUUCUUGAAAGGACGUUGAUAAAUUGUGUGAUUGAAUGGCCUUGUACAUUGCAGUCAAUAAAAGAAAGUACUCAAAUUCCACCCCAGGUAAAAGGCUGGAGAUUGAAACCUAUUGUUAGCCUUUUUGUGUAAUUAAUUGUAUACUUUUAAAAUGAAAGUUUGUAUUAUAUACACACCACAAUCAUUUUUUGCAUUCUGUACCGAACCGUCAUCAUCCUGGUAGUUAUUAUGCUUGUAAUAUAUUUUAUCUUCUCUGCUCAGAAUUCUCAUUCCUUUAACCAACAGCAGCAUGGUGAUUGUAACCAAUAGUGGAUUGCUAAGGUUUAGAAAGAGAAUAAAUUACAUUUUUUUACAAAAAAA
Messenger RNA from Leucoraja erinaceus (little skate), 3324 nucleotides. It is a transcript of the gene taf3, whose product is annotated as TAF3 RNA polymerase II, TATA box binding protein (TBP)-associated facto. Gene Ontology annotation, molecular function: protein heterodimerization activity. The record is from RefSeq and is a predicted model, not a curated record. Gene Ontology annotation, cellular component: transcription factor TFIID complex. The transcript has 7 exons. Lineage: Eukaryota; Metazoa; Chordata; Chondrichthyes; Rajiformes; Rajidae. The coding region runs from base 167 to 2917 and encodes 916 amino acids.